Ruditapes philippinarum (Manila clam) is the source of this 2356-nucleotide messenger RNA. RefSeq lists its product as uncharacterized. The record is from RefSeq and is a predicted model, not a curated record. The transcript has 2 exons. The coding region runs from base 51 to 2156 and encodes 701 amino acids. NCBI's taxonomy places the organism in Eukaryota, Metazoa, Mollusca, Bivalvia, Venerida, Veneridae.
UUUUUACUUCGACGCUAGUAUAAAAUCAUACUAUAAGAAAAGUUCAAAAAAUGUUUCAAUCGCCUGAAUAUAGUAAUAUAUUGUCACUGAAGUUAUCUGAGGUAUUAGAGGAUGUUGGUGUCAAUGAAGAAAUGGUGAUGAAAAGAAGAAGAGUUCACAUGCUGGCAGAGAAUAUUCAUACUGUGUCAUUGAAGUCAAUAUGUGAAAACAGAACUGUAUAUAAUUUUGGGAGUCAAUCUGAAGGCACAACUACUAUAGGACUCAAUUCAGAUACUGACAUAUUGCUUUUGGAUUAUGAUUAUAAUGUAAUACAGGACUGGGCAGAGUGGAAACAGAAUAAGAUCAAUCUUCUUAUGAUACAGGAUGAGGAUGUUACACCAGGAUAUUGUUUCCUACAACUACUAAGAUCUGAUGAGCCUCUAUUUGAGACAAUCAUUCCUGAUCAAGAUUAUAUCAGAGAUAAUAAAGGGAAAAUAUUAUUGAAAAAUACAUCAUUGACUGCUGCUGGUGAUGAUGCUGUGAGACACGGUCCGUCUAAUUCUAUCCUCGGGAAAGAAGGAUAUAAUGACAUUGAUAUAGUUUUUGGUUAUCCUUGUAAUUCAUUGCCACAAUCAGCUUUACAUUCACUAGACAGACAAAGCAUAUGGAGAUGGCCAAUAUCUGAAAUGAUCAGAUAUGCUGUAAGUAAUGGUUGUUUUGUUGUUGGUACUAGCAGUAAGAUUAGUACUUCCCCAGAACUAGAAUGGAGAAUAUCGACAUCAUUAGGAGAAAGAUGUUUUAUGUUUAAUACAAACAUAACACAAUUACAUUGUUAUGUUUUGAUGAAAAUUAUUUUGAAAACUUUUCUAACACCUCAAAGAGAAAGUUCAUUGUCUAGUUUUAUGUGUAAAACUGUAGUAUUACACUGUAUACAAAACACCGACGGAAACAUUUGGAAAAAGAAUAAUCUUUUCACAUGUUUAACAUAUUGCCUGCUUGAACUGCAAAGCUAUAUUCGAAAUGAAAAUUGCCCGCAUUUUAUAAUUCGCGUAAACAACCUUAUGGCCGGACAAUUUACCGCAGAAGGGAAGCUUGAUAUUUUACAGAAGAUAAGUAACAUAAUACAGAGUGAUGGUAGACAUUUGCUUCGAAUAUGUAUUGAUGAUUUUGGUAAUCGACUCCAGGCCAAACAACAUACAGAUCGUGCGAUACCUUAUGGUAUGCUUACUCCUCGUCUCAUUAAUGAAAACAUUUCGGUUUGGUUAUUUCAUAACUUAGCACGAACUAUUGUCACGAGCAAUUGUCCAUUAAUAAUUUUAAAUUUGUUGGAAAAACAAAAUGUCAAUCUCAAACAAUGUAUCCUAAAGCUAGUAAACUAUAGUGUACAUGGAUCUAGACUAGAGCAGCUUGCAAGCCGUUGUUUGGUACCGUUUCUUUAUUCAACCCUUGGAUCUAUAAUGGUGUCAUCAAAUAUUCGACGGAAUACUGCAAUUCAAUAUCAAGCUCUUAAGUUGUUAUCAUUAGGUUUAAACUCGGAUGUGACAUCUGGCAGACUUAAACUAGCGUCAGUGUUGUAUUCUGUAGGUGAUAUGGAUAGAGCGGAGUUCAUUCUGAAACAAACAGAAAAUCGAUACAACUGUGAUAUUGUUGAACCUUUAUGUGUUUGCUGGAGAUGUCCAAGGUCUAAUUGGUCUGCAGAAUUUAAGAGAAAAUGUCGCGAACAAAAUGAAGAUUGCAUCAAUCGUAUCACAUCAUUUUGUGUCAGAUUCAUGCAAACGGAGGUAAACUGUAUACCUCGAGAGUUACAAUAUGAACUGAAGAGAUCUACACAAGAUGACAUGCAACACAGAAGUUAUAUAGACAAAAUGUGGAUGGACUUUGCAGUCGUUGAUUCUCUCCCUUUUCUCUACUUUUUACAGUACAAGGUAGACGGAAAUCUACAAAGACACCAGGAUCAACAUGAAGCACUUUGUAACCUUGUAAUUACUACCAUGUCUGGUCAAAACCUUUGGCACAGGGAAACGGCUCUAAACUUAAUUGGUCAAUGUAUGGAACAGGAGAACAAACCAAAAGAGGCGAUGCGGUGUUAUAUGCUUUCUCUUCAACAAAGAGAAAGAAACAACGCCGCAAAAUUCCAUAUUUGUAAUUUAUUGAGAAAGCACCUUUCUGACAUUUAAAGGGUCUGAUGUUUGUUAUGUCGAGUGAAAAAAUGAUAAAUAUAUUUCAAACAAAAAUAUCAUCAAUAUUUAGAAUAAUAUGUAUAUUUUCAAUUGUAUUGCUGUUCAUUCAAAAGGCAUUAAUCAUUAUUUUGUAAUUUAAUUUUUCAUAGGGCAUGUGCUCAAUAAUUGUAGUUUCACUUACUGAACAGUUACAUGAG